AAUAUCUAAGCAGUGUCUGCAGUUCCAAGUCUGGUCCAGCUGCCAUGUAUCAUGUGCCAACUACUAGCAAAGGGCCCUCUAGUCCCAAACAGAUUUAUCAGCAACCUCCAAGGCUUCUCAUUGUGCAUAUCGCUCUGCCAUCCUGGGCCGACAUCUGCUCCAACCUCUGUGAGGCUCUGCAAAACUUUUUCUCUCUAGCCUGCAGCUUGAUGGGUCCCAGCCGCAUGUCCCUCUUCAGCUUAUACAUUGUACAAAAUCAACAUGAGUGCAUCCUCCCCUUUGUGCAGGUGAAAGGGAACUUUGCUAGGCUGCAGGCCUGUAUCUCAGAACUCCGCAUAUUACACAGAGAAGGUUGUUUCAGACCACAAGGCACUUCUCUGCAGCUGGCGGUAGAGGAUGGGAUCCAGCAGUUCAAACAGUACAGCAGGCACGUGACCACAGGUGCAGCUCUGACCUACACUUCCCUGGAGAUUACUGUUCUGACUUCACAGCCUGGAAAAGAGGUGGUCAAACAAUUAGAGGAAGGAUUGAAAGAUACAGACCUAGUCAGGGUCAGGAGGCUCCAGGUGGUUGAGAUCACAAAGGGAGUCCUAGACUGUGUGGACUCAGCAUCCCCUGUAGAAGAGCCCAGCAACGAAGAGAGCGCUAUCCUGGGAACUGACAUUGACCUUCAGACUAUAGACAAUGAUAUUGUCAGCAUGGAGAUUUUCUUCAAAGCCUGGCUGCAAAACAGUGGAACAGACCGAGAACAUGUCCACCUUCUUCUUCCUUCGCGGAGUUUCAGCAACAUUUCCAGAGCCAGAGAUAAUCCAAUGUGCCUGAAAUGCGAUCUCCAAGAGCGAUUUCUCAGCCCGUCCCUACUCCCUGGCACAGCUGAUGGCUGCUCGAGAAUGGAUGACCCCAAAGGAGACUUCAGCACACUCUACCAGAUGGUUUCCCAGCCAUCAGCCUGUCGUUACCCAGUCAUCAAGCUCCGGGUGAUCAAGGCUCUAAAAUCCGGGGGCGUCUGUGAAUCAUUGACAUACGGACUCCCAUUCAUCCUCAGACCCACAAGCUGUUGGCAGCUGGACUGGGAUGAGCUAGAAACAAAUCAGCAGCAUUUCCAUGCUCUGUGUCACAGCCUCCUGAAAAGAGAAUGGCUGCUGUUGGCCAAAGGGGAGCCCCUGAGUCCUGGAUCCAGCCUGAGAGAGCCGGCCAGCACCUUCUACAUGAUUGUGCCCUCGCGCUCUCCCACCCUGCUGGUGAAGGCGGUGGCCACUCGGGAACUGAUGCUGCCCAGCCCUUUCCCCCUGCUCCCUGAGGACAUGCCUGAUGACAACCUGAAGACUGUGGAGAGGAUGCUGGAUGACCUGGAGCUAGAUUCCAUCUACAACCCCUUGCAGGUUUGGAGCCACCUGUACUCACACCUGAGCAGCAACUUUGCCAAGCCUCAGGGCCGGCUGCAGCCAAGCUGGGAGAGCUGGGCCCUGAGAAAGGCUGGGCAGUUGCAGACGAGUCGAGUUCGAGCCACAGUGGCCCCCCUGCCUGUGACUCCAGCCCCUGGCAGAGCUCCCAGGAUGCCUGCAGCCCGAAAAGUUUCCCCAGAAGUCUUCUUCCAGCCUUCCCUGGAGGAGGAGGACAAGGAGGAGUGGCCCUCAGGGCCCUAAGUCUCCAGUGCUAGAGCCCUUCAGGCUCACCAGUGGCUUUCUGUGACCAGACUUACCUCCUGUCACCUGAGCCUCAGAGAGCUCCAGCUGACUGAGAAACAGAGCCUUCCCCUCCCUGACCCUCAGUGCCACCUCGACCCCACUCCUCAGGCUGGGAAGAGACACGCCCAAGCCUUUUCCUUCUUUUUUCUUUUGGAUCAUUUGAUACCGUCAACACGAAUGAAGAUUAAAUACCCAGUAAGCCUCCCCCAUUGUUAGGAACAGUCCCAGGCCUGAAUUUCUCCUGGUAGCUCUGUGUAAGCGGGUGGAUGAAGUCAGGUCACCUCCCAGAAAUGGGAUCUCAGGAGACAAGGAUGAGGUUUUCAGAGCUCGUGAAAAACAAGUUGGAUAGAAAUCUAGCCUCAUUCUGAAGGCCGUGCCCCUUCCAUUACACCCACUACACUGCAGUUCCCUUCAGCCUCCAAACAGAAGAGCUGGUGCUGGGUACCUACACGCGAGGUGUGUGGGGGCAGCAGGGGGUGGUGCAUCCUAUAGCUGAGAACAGGGGAGAGGGAGGUGUGAGAAACACCUGUUCCCCUGUCCUCGCACCUGCCCAGCCAACCCUCUCCAGCCAUGGAAUAACUACUGUUUAUAAAAUGCUUGCUCUGUACUUCAGACUGCAUUAAAUACUUGAGAAAUGCAACUCUCAUAUAAACAA
Molecule: messenger RNA, 2343 nt
Organism: Phacochoerus africanus (Common warthog)
Lineage: Eukaryota; Metazoa; Chordata; Mammalia; Artiodactyla; Suidae
Gene: M1AP
Product: meiosis 1 associated protein
Exons: 9
Coding region: 45-1646 (533 amino acids)
Biological process (GO): spermatogenesis; meiosis I; male meiosis chromosome separation
Source: RefSeq, a predicted model, not a curated record